Aspergillus piperis CBS 112811 is the source of this 1236-nucleotide messenger RNA. RefSeq names its product monooxygenase. The transcript is spliced from 2 exons. The record is from RefSeq and is a predicted model, not a curated record. Gene Ontology annotation, molecular function: FAD binding; monooxygenase activity. Bases 1 to 1236 code for a protein of 411 amino acids. NCBI's taxonomy places the organism in Eukaryota, Fungi, Ascomycota, Eurotiomycetes, Eurotiales, Aspergillaceae.
AUGACAUUUAAUAUCAUCAUAGUAGGAGGCGGCAUCGCCGGACUCGCAGCCGCAAUAGCUCUCCGCUCAGACCACCACACCAUCACCAUUCUCGAGCAAUCCUCCCAAUCGCGCGAAAUCGGCGCAACUAUCUCCCUCCAACCCAACGCCAGCAAAAUCGUCGAGAAGCAAUGGGGCCUCGCGGGCCGUCUCCGCGAGCAGGGCUCGAUGCCUGACUCCGCGUUCGAGGUAUAUAACCUCCGUGGGGAGCUGCAGACACGCGUUCCUUUGGUGACCUCCAAAUACGGCUCAGAUAGAAUGAUCUAUCACCGGGUGGAUCUGCAUCAGGUGCUGAAGCAUCGGGCUACCUCGGAUGAAUAUCCGGGGCGGCCGGCUACGUUGCGGGUGUCGAGUAGAGUGAAAGGAUGUGAUUGUGAAGAAGGGGUAGUUGAAUUAGAAGAUGGGGAAAUUCUGAAAGGGGACUUGAUCAUCGGUGCAGACGGGAUCAAGAGCGUUAUAAGAGGUGCAGUACUGGGGAGAGAAGUGCCCGGUCAGACGACGGGGUUGAGUGCAUAUCGCAUGAUGGUAAAUACGGAGGAGUUGGUUGCUGAGAAGGGGUUUGUGGAUGUCAUCGAUCCACGAAUUGCGAGGACAACGAUGGUUGUCGGUCCUGAUCGACGACUUAUCAUGGGUCCGGCGAGGAAUGGGUCUGUUUAUAGUAUUGUUGCGCUGGUGCCGGACGAGAAAAGGGAUAAGGAGUCAACGAGUUGGAUGACUGCUGGUGCUAAAGGGAAGAUGCUUGCUACGUUUGCGGACUUCCCCGAGUGGGCGACGACGCCGUUGCGGCUGGCAGCCAGAAAAGAGGAGGAUAUUGGUCUUUGGCAGUUGAGGGACUUGGAUCCGUUGGAGACGUGGUGUCGGGGGAGGGCAAUCUUGAUUGGUGAUGCUGCGCAUGCUAUGCUGCCGACGCAAGGGCAGGGCGGGAGUCAGGCGGUUGAGGAUGCUGAGGCGCUUGGGGCUUUCUUUGAGGGGUUUGAGGGGGGUGAAGGGAGGGAGGAGGUUGGAAAGAUGUGUCGGGAGGUAUUUGAGUGUCGGUAUAAACGGGCGACUACGAUUCAAGCCUAUAGUCGCCAGGCGGGAAGGCCGGUGGAGGAAGAUGUGAGGGUCGCGAUGAAUCCUGCCGAGUUUAUGGAUUAUAAUUGCUUGUAUGAGGGGGCGAUGGCCUGGAGGAGGCAGCAGGAGGCUAUAGUUGCUUGA